Messenger RNA from Coregonus clupeaformis (lake whitefish), 9100 nucleotides. Its product is annotated as meiosis regulator and mRNA stability factor 1. NCBI's taxonomy places the organism in Eukaryota, Metazoa, Chordata, Actinopteri, Salmoniformes, Salmonidae. Gene Ontology annotation, cellular component: peroxisome; cytoplasm. Gene Ontology annotation, biological process: post-transcriptional gene silencing. Bases 581 to 5683 code for a protein of 1700 amino acids. The record is from RefSeq and is a predicted model, not a curated record. The transcript has 27 exons. Gene Ontology annotation, molecular function: RNA nuclease activity; mRNA base-pairing post-transcriptional repressor activity; CCR4-NOT complex binding.
ACAACGGGGUUCACUUUAUUAGUCAUAUGGUGCACCGUUACAAGUUAUAAGAAAUUCAAUGCGAGUUAUGUAGUAAAUAAACUGUGUGGACACAAACAAAGGUUUAGAUUUGCUAAACCAAUUUCCCACUAGAAGAGUGGGAACAUUUCACGAUUUUAAAUUGACAGACGUUCCAGAACAGAGAGAACAUGUGCAUUGGAUUUAUUCAAUUACAGGUUAAUUAGUUGUUAUUUUACAUUAAAAUGGCUACAAAUUUGAUCCGCAUAUUGUUAUAAUUAUGGUAAGUUUCGUUUUUAGGAAUUUGAUAACCAGCUAGCAAUUAUAUAAACUCAGUGGCAAGGACACUUGAAACUAUUCGGGGGCUUUGUGUGCAAUUGCGACAGUGGUGGGAUCGUUUAUGGCAAAUGUAUGUUAGAAAAAACGUCUGGUUGCUAGGUAGACAGAAAAUGCAAAACAAGUCUUCGGAGGGAUAUGAGAAGAAAGGAAGUCAGCUAGCUAGCUAGCACGCCCGCCAGUCAGGGAAGCAUGAGAAAGAAGAGAUAUGAUGAAAGAAUGGUGAAAGGCUUUGCUAGGUUGUACGAUGGAAGGACUGGGAAAGGAGAGAUCCAUAUGCAGUUCUAGGCCCUUCCCAUGGCUCAGUCAUCCCGAGAAAGAGGCCUCGUCCCGGCUCUGGAAACUCACAGACUGCUUCUCCACCUACGGGCAGAAAAACACCCCAAGUUACAACACGGACAAACAAAACGAUUACAUGGACAACAGAAAGCCAGUAUUGGAGCUGAAAGAUCUUCCUCCUCCUCCGCAUCAUACCGCUGCCUCCCAGCCCUUCCCUCUUGCCCCCCUCCCUCUGCCCCCUCCUUGUCUGCCUCCUCUUCCACAAGACUCCCUCCAACAACUACCACAACAGGGGGGUAGUCACAACGUAAGCGUGUGCACUCACUGUGAGCACUGCAGCGUAGACCCAUCAGGUCGGGGUGGUUAUGGGGUUGUUAGUGGUGGAGGUAGCACUAGUGUUAGUUGUGGUGUCAGCAGCGGCGUCCCCCUCUACCUCCCUCCAAGUUCUCAGGAAGCCUCUAUCAGCAGGCUAGGAGCCAGUCAAAUAACGCCAACCACCCUCAACUCACACCCGCACUUCCCCAGCCUUGGUGGUGGUGGUGGAGGGGAUGCUAGAGCCACGCUACUCCCCUCCUCUGUAGCCACCACCUCCCAGCCCCUACCCUCUCAGCCUCACUCCCACCUCCCAUGCUCAUGUUGUACAGGAGGCCUACUCAGACCGCUCCACUCUUACCCCUCAAUCCCUUUACCCUACAUUGAGUCUAAAUUCAUUACCCCCUCCGCCCCCCUCUCUACCCCCCAUGGGACUUGUAGCCUGGGUACUCCCGCUGGGUAUUACCCCUGUGGUGAUUACAACUCUGCCACUGUGGGGGUCCAGAGAUCAUCGGCAGCACACAGUGACCCCCACAUCCCCACCUCGGGACAUAUCUGUUCUUCUAAUGCUAUGCACUUCAAUCUUGAACGCACGGUUUGUCGCACGGGGGCGCACUACUGCCGGGAUUGUUUGACGAAGCCUGCAGACAAGUUGUGGCCUAACAUUCCUCUGCCCCCGGCCCAGUCGGCCCCAGUACCCAUCCCCAUGUGUAACGGCUGUGGGACCUCCUCCGACGGCCUGCUACUGCUGGGUUCCAGCCUGGGCAAAUCUGCAACGAAGUAUGGUUCUCCAGAAGGUCCUGAGAACAUCCCUCCGGUGGGUGUUUUCUGGGACAUAGAGAACUGCUGCGUUCCCAGUGGUCGCUCUGCUGCGGCCGUGGUCCAGCGCCUCCGCAGCCACUUCUUCCAGGGCCACAGAGAGGCGGAGUUCAUCUGCGUCUGUGACAUCAGCAAGGAGAACAAGGCCGUCAUCCAGGAGCUCAACAACUGCCAGGUAACGGUAGCGCACAUUAACGCUACCGCCAAGAACGCUGCGGACGACAAGCUUCGUCAGAGCCUGCGGCGCUUUGCAGAAACACACACUGCCCCUGCUACUGUGGUGCUAGUCUCCUCCGACGUGAACUUUGCCAGCGAGCUGAGCGACCUCCGGCAUCGCCAUGGUUUCCAGGUGAUCCUGGUCCAUAAGAGCGGUCAGACGUCGGAUGCCCUGCUACAGCACGCCAACCGCCAGGUGGCCUUUGAAGAGAUGGUAGCCGACCUGCCGCCUAGACAGGCUGACAAAUCACAGCUGCACUCCCCUAGGAGGAACAGGCGUGCGAGGCGUGAGUGUCAGAGAGAGGCCUCACUCCCCGUUCCGGUGCCUGAGAGGCCCUACAGCCCCAGGAGGGGGAGCGGGGGGACACCUUACCCCGGUUCCCCCCAAGCCAGAACCCUUCCUCAGGAGCUAGGUGGACUGGAGACCAAGCCCAAGAUUGGGGGCUUCCCCCUGGAGAAAGGCCGGGGCUUCCCCCUGGAGAAAGGCCAGCGCAACUCCUCCUCCCCCCACAGUAACGGAGAGGGGCCGUCCCAGCAGCACCCCAUCAAGGCCGGCCUCAUAGGAGAGUCCAUGUUCCGCGGCAGGAGGAGGGACCUCUCCAGCCCCCGCAGUGCAUCUGACUCUGAGCGUCAUGGAGAGUUCCAGGUCAGCACCCCCUCUGCCUUCAGCAAGCUGACCCUGCACAAGACCUUCAGCCCCCUGGUGCUCUCCGAGCCACAGGGCCUCUCCCAAGGCUCCUGGUCCUCACGGAGUGGGUCCCCCUGCAUGUCGAGCCGCUCAUCCCCCCUGAUGGGCCCUCCUCCCCGGGGCAGCAGCAGCCCCUGUCUGCCUGAGGGCCCCCAGGCCUCGGAGCCCUUCUCGGACGGGGCAGACUUACAGGUGGCCAACUUGGACUACAGGAUGUCCCGUAAGGAGCUGCAGCAGAGCCUGCACGACGCCUUCUCCAGACACGGACGGGUUAAAGGCGUGGAGCUGAGUCCCCACACAGACUACCAGCUGAAGGCCACAGUCCAGAUGGGCUCCCUACAGCAGGCCAUCAGUGCUGUGAGCAGCCUGCACCGCUACAAGAUAGGAGGCAAACGCAUCCACGUCUCCCUCAUCACCGGGGCCAGCAACAAGUCACUAGCCAUGCUCAGCUCUGAAAUCUUCCAGAUUCUCCAGGAUGCACCAGCCAGCUGUCUUCCCCUUUUCAAGUUCACUGAAAUCUACGAGAAAAAGUUUGGUCGUAAGCUGGUGGUGAGUGACCUAUACAGACUACCAGAGGUGGUGGCGGUGCGGGAGCAGGGUGGAGGCAGGCUGGUGUGUCUCCUCCCCAGUAGCCAGGCCAGGCAGAGCCCUCUGGGGUCGUCUCAGUCCCAGGAGGGGUCCUCGGCUAAUGGUAGUCCUGUGGUGUUUGAACAGUUGGAGUACCACGAGCCUGUCUGUAGGCACCACUACACACAGCAGAACUUCAGUGAGGCAGACUUUGACCCAGACUCCUAUAAGAUUCCUUUUGUGGUGGUGUCUCUGAAGACCCUGGCCUCCCAGGUCCACUGUCUGCUGCAGUCCCAUGAGGGAACCCUGCCUCUGCUCAGUUUCUCAGAGUGCUAUGCAUCAGAGUUGGGCCCCCUGGCGAUGUCUGAGGAGGGGGAGGAGGAGGGGAGCGUCCCCCUGGAGCACCUCAUCACUUGUAUACCAGGCGUUAACAUCGUCACUGCUCAGAACGGCUUCAAGGUCAUCAAGUGGAUCCACAACAAGCCGCCCGCAUCCAACACAGACCUGUGGAUGCAGCGGUGCAAGUCCCCAGUGGGGAACCCCCAGUUGAUCCAGUUCAGCAGAGAGCUCAUUGACCUGAUGAAGAGUCAGCCCUUUAACCUGAUGCCCAUCAGCAAGUUCAUACCUGCCUACCACCACCACUAUGCCAAGCAGUGUAGGGUGUCUGACUACGGAUACUCUAAGCUGCUGGAGCUACUGGAGGCUGUGCCACACGUACUGCAGAUCCUUGGCAUGGGCACCAAGCGUCUGCUGACCCUGACCCACCGUGCCCAGGUGAAGAGAUUCACCCAGGACCUCCUCAAACUGCUCAAGUUCCAGGCCAGCAAACAGGUGGCAAUCACGGACUUCAUGCAGGCCUACCAUUGGUGCUUCUCCAGAGACUGGCGGGUGCUGGACUAUGGGAUGUGUGAUCUAAUGGACCUGCUAGCUGAGAUCCCUGACACCACCAUCACCGUCACACACCAGGACUUGGACACUGUCAUCUCUGUACCCAAGAGAGAUCGUACAUCAGAUGAGAUGGAGCGGACCAAGCAGUUUGGUAAGGAGGUGGUGGACCUGCUGCGUCACCAGCCCCACUGUCGCAUGGCCUUCUCCAAGUUCAUCCCUACCUACCACCACCACUUCGGACGCCAGUGCAAACUCGCAUACUAUGGCUUCACCAAGCUCGUCGAGCUCUUCGAGGCCAUCCCCGACGUACUCAUGGUGUUGGACUGUGGAGAGGAGAAGGUGCUGACCCUAACAGAGGUAGAGCGUGUGAAGGCCCUGGCUGCCCAGCUGGUCAAGAUGCUCCGUUCCCAGAGAGACUCCAGCCUGCCUGCUGCCCAGCUGCUGUCUGAGUACAGCAAGACCUUUGGCUACGGCCUGAGGCUCCAGGACUACGACGUCUCCUCCUUGCCCGCCCUGCUCGUCAACCUCUGCCACGUCGUCAAGGUGGUGGACGGUGCUAACGGCCGCGAGGUCCAGCUGAUCAACAGGAAGUCUCUGCGCUCGUUAACGUGCCAGCUGCUGUCCCUGCUGAUGGGCCUGGGGCAGUACGAAGAAGACGGCUCUGUCAGCGUGGAGGGCUUGAGUCUACUGUAUCAUUCUGUACAUGGGGUACAGCUCAACCCCUGUGAAUACGGCUUCCUCUCCCUCAGCGAGCUGCUGAAGAGCCUGCCUUACCUGGUGGUGCUGUUCUACGGUAAGGGUGAGGAAGAAGGCGAGCGUGGCGAGGAGAGAGUUCGACUUACCCGUCUGUACCAGUUUGCCCGUGGCGUGCGUGCCCUGCUCCACACCUACCACUACCACCAGAUCUUCCUGACGGAAUUCCCCGGGGCCUACGCCAAGUUCACCGGAUGCAGCCUCCAACCUCGCUCCUACGGUUACGGCAGCAUAGACGACCUGCUCAACGGCAUACCACAGGUAGUGUGGAUCAAAGGGCACGGCCACAAGAGGAUUAUCGUUUUGAAGAACGAUAUGAAAGCAGCACGAGCCACUGGAGCCAGCCCUGCAGCCUCAGAGGAGCAUGAGGAUGGGACCAGCCAGAGAGACAGCCCCUGUAGCAACACAGAGUCUGGAACUCACAGCCCAGGUGUUGUUGGGGUGGAGACAGAGCUGCUGUGUCUGACUCCAGUGGACCUGCUGUGUGACCCAUUACCCUCCUGUCUGCCCUCUCCCCAGCUGCACCCUGACCCCGUCGUCCUCCAACAGGCUGACCUCAUCCGCUUCGAGCAGACACCAUCACCAGCAGAGCGUGAUAAACCUGAGGCGGAAGCAUUAGCAGCAGCUCCUGCUGUCUGUGACAUAUCCAAGCCUAAAGAACCACUAACUGACAAUAACCACAACGUUGUUGUUGUGGUUUCCACGACAACCAAGCCUCCACAGAGUAUGACCCGCAAAAUGGCGUCUGUUGAAAACAGCCCCAGCAAGAGGGCUCCUCGCAAUAAAGUGAAGCUGGCAGCUAACUUCUCUUUUACAGCUGCACCCUAAGACACACAUUGACAAUCACAUGCUGGAACAUGCACACACACACACACACACACACACACACACACACACACACACACACACACACACACACUCAUCACACACAACUCGAAAAUGAAGAGUUGAUCGGCUAAAUUGUAAAUAGCCCCAAAAAUAAUGAUUUGUUUUUAGUCAUUUCCCCUCUUCUUGCAACAAUCUGUGACAUUAUUUCCUUUCAUUGCCUUUUCUCCUUAUCUUUUCAAACUCAAUCAUCAUGUUGAUGUGGUGUUUCUUCACAAAGCCAUGAGUUUUCUUGUUGCAGUUAUUUCUGCAACAGCCAUUAAUUUUUCAAAGCCGUGUAAUUUCUGUCGGAUUAAUGCAUGUCCAGAAAGGCUUUGUGGUAGAUAUGAAUGAUAUACUAUGGAUAAACUGUUUGGAAACAUGAUUCUCUGAAAGUGGGAAAAAAAACUGCCCCACUUUGGACAAUACUGCAACAACAAAUACUGAGUUAGUUGACACUGUAGCCACGAGUUUACACUGCAAAUCGCAAAAGAUGCCUGUUUUACCACUGAAGACCCUUACCUGAACUCGAAACCCCUCAGAUAUUUAAUACAGUAACUUGUUUAAGAAUUGUAACUUAUACAGGGAUUUUAUAUAAUGUUAAUUAUUGCAAAGUCAGGGAACCUCUGAGAGAAAGCUAUAUAAAUAUGUAGAGAAACGUCAUUAUUUUGAUACUGCCUUGCUAUGUUUCAACAAAGGAACCGUAACGUGUCUACUGCCCUCACCGCUGUGUUGUCCCCAUUGCAUUCUGUCAUCGGACAAAUGCACUUCAUCAUACAGCUAAAAGUUUAAAAAAUAGAUUUGAUCCUUGCCAUUGAGGCAGCUUUGGAGGGUAGUAUUGACCGUUAUCGUUAUUGAGUAACCAUGCCCAUCUCAUUCUUUUAACUCUUCUCUUGGGCAAUGUUUAGCAUUGUGUUCAGUUCACACUCUAGUGUUGAGUCCUCAGACAUCGUUCCCCUUGACUAUGUUCUUUCAUAAAGUAGUGGCCUGUAUGGCUGGUGUUUUCAGUUUUUCAGUCAAGUAUCGAGUCGACGGCAGGAGUGAACAAACUGCCAAAAUAGCAUCAAAGUAACUUUGACGACAGUCUGGCCUCAGUCAAAUCGAUCUAAGCUUGUAUCUGUGUGUUUUCAAUGGGGUGUUGCAAUCAGCGCUGUCUCCAGCGUGUAGGAUAGUGGGAAAGAGGAGGAAUUCUGAUUCCUCAGUGAUGAGUUUUGAACGAGCUCUUGGUGAGGUUGAGGGCCAGUCUGCCUUGGGCCGUUAUUUAGGCAAGGCAGAAGUAGAGACCCUGAAUACUCGGACCAAGUGUUAAAGAGCUUGAAGGCAGCGUGAACAGAGAUAUGGUGACCCUGUUUGCUGCCGGAAGCUAAGUAGAAAUUAUUUCUGAUUUGCAUUUUUAGAGAUUGUCAGAGUGCGGUUUACACUUGAAUAACUUAUAGGUGGUGUGUAAUAUGCAUGUUGUGCAUAAAAAAAACUAUUUUUAUGCAUGGUGUAAACCUACUAGGUCAGAAAUCAGACUGUUAGUGAACCGCAUUUUUAAAGAAAGGGAUUAGUUGUAGUUUCCGCAUAAACCAUAUAUGAGGUAUUGUUUACAUCACCCAACCUCACUCCUGGUUACUGUGGAAACAGCCAAAGUUGUUUUUGUUCAACCUUUUUUGUCUACGUUUUCAGUGUUGUCUGCGCUGUUUGAGUAGAGGAGCUGAGAAGAGCUCCCUCGUUUUGAUUUUUAAAACAAUGAGAUAGACUUGGUGUUUUUAGUAAAAGUGCAAAGAAGAGAUGGGCACUUAUGUGCUCCAGCUGCACGUGAAACAGCAAGAGGGGCCCCUGGAGGCCCCCGAUAGGAUCAAAUGGACAGAGGCCCUCAUGCGGCUCUGGACAACGCCUGGCUCUUACAAUGGCUUGUAUCUGCCAUGGCACUUAGUAAGGGACGGCUACUGAAUUGACUGGAGACAUACCAUACCCCAUCUCUGUCUUUACAUAAGAUUUUUUACUUGUGAUUGUCUAUAGAUUAUUUUUUUUGUGCCUAUCCUACUUUUUGGUGAGAGUGCUGAUUGUACCAUCCAACACCAAGUUAUGACAUUGAGUUCCUACCUACAAGCAUGGUUUGGAAAGUAGAAGGCAUGGCUUGAUGUAAGGAAAAACAGCAUCCCCAUGAACGGAUGUUGAAUAGAUGCAGUUUCCUCUCUUGUGCUACUGUGUUGGAGAUGCAGAAAAUACCAUAGAAUUGGGCCAGAGCCCAUGAUGUCCAUCUCCUUUGAUCCAAAAUGGCUUCCUUCUGUCAGUGUUACUGUAUGUGUUGGAGAUGCAGUUGAAGACCAGAGAAAUUGGGCUGGAGUCCAUGAUAUUGAUCUCCUUGCCAAGAGCCAAUAUAGCUAUAGCUGCUCAGAUUCCUGUCCUGUUAGUGUUUUUCUUGACUGUUUCAAAUGAGCAUCUAAUUUGAUUCUCCUCGUUAUUUACUAGAUCUUUUGUGUUUUGAAGCCCAAGACUUCCUUCCUGUUUCUAAUUACAUGGCUCACUCAGUAAAGGAGUUGGCUUUCCCAGAGCUGAGGGAUAGCAAGGCUUAAAGGCUCAGAAUCUUCCGAAAGUGUUAGACCCAGUUUGAACAAUGGGCAGAAUCUUAUUUCUCUCUUUAACGAAGGGACAAUCGGCACAAAAGUUGCCUUAAAAUUGUGCACCAAAACUUAAAUUAGACUUUUUAGUUUGGCCUCAAGACGAUAUAACUGCGUUUUACAUUAGAACUAACUCCCAAGUGCUACAGUGUCCACUAUCUCAGAAGGCAGAGUUAAAAUAAGAGGUACAAUUCUCUUAAGUGUGCUUACAUCAGUAAAAAGCAACAUGUGCUGGUAAAGUACUCCGUAUGCACCUUUGCAUAGUUUUGGUUCUUGUAAAAGGAGUUUUAUUGUGGGUUUGUUCAUUUCUGGGGUGAAAAAAUAGUUUUACAAGGUUUUGUCAUUGUUGGUUAAUUUGUAUCGGACUCCACUAUAGUGCGAUUCAAUUGUAUCUCGCAGUGAGUAUGUAAUGGGGUGCGUCCGAAACAGCACCCUAUUCCCUAUAUAGUGCACUACUUUAUAUGGACUCUGGUUAAAAGUAGUGCACUAUAUAGGGAAUAGGGUGCUAUUUUAGAUACUACCAUGUCUGUCAAUGUUUGUUGCACUUCUCUUACAGUAUUUCUGUUGUACUCCCAUGAAACGCACCCCCUCCAGUGCUCGUCAUCAAGGUUAUCCUUUGUGAUCAUUUUUCUGUUCUGUAUUUGUUUCACUGACGUAUUCAAUCGUUCUCCCUGUUACCCCUUCACCUCACCAUACACAUACAAGACGUUGCUGUAACUGUUUCAUUCAUGUUGAGGGGACCAAAUGAUUUCUGUUGAAUAAAUCACAAGCAUUA